This is a messenger RNA of Closterium sp. Naga37s-1, 1128 nucleotides long. The record is from the annotation of a GenBank genome assembly. Lineage: Eukaryota; Viridiplantae; Streptophyta; Zygnematophyceae; Desmidiales; Closteriaceae.
AUGGCGUUAGCAGUUAGGCAACUCGCUGCGGUGUACGAACAAGUGGAGCGCGCCAAGCUGGAGCGGCUGCUGGAAACGGAGAGAAUGCGGAUGGAGCUGAGCAAAGACAUGGAAGCGCAGAUGAUGCAGAUGCAAGUCGACAUGGCGCGAGCAAGCGGUGCUCCUAGGUACAGUUUUGAUGCUGGUGGUGGUGGUGCUGCUGCUGCUGCUGCUGCUGCUCCUGUUGGUGCUGGUGGCGCUGGCGGUGCUUGUGGUGGUCUUACGGAUGGGCUGGUGGGUAGCAUCCAUGAGGAUUGCGUUGGUGGUGGUAACCAGAAAGACAGUCUUGAUGGUGGGAAUCAAGAGCCAGUGAGCAGCAGCAGGCUAGAUGAUACUGCUGGACGUGCAGCUGGUUUUGAUGGCAAUGGUGCCAAUGGUGGUCAGGGCCUAAGUGGUUCAGGGAAAGAGGAGACAUUCAACUUCUCGACGCCUGCAGGGAACAUGUUGAAUCCGUCAACCAUUGAGAGUCCUCCCGGUUGCGGUAAGGGUACACAGUCUCCCAUCAUCAAGGAGGAGAACUGCCUGUGCCAUCUAGCCACCGGCGAUAUGCUCAGAGCAGCCGUCGCUCAAAAAACGCCGCUGGGCAUCAAGGCAAAAGAGACCAUGGAGAAGGGUGAGCUCGUGUCUGACGAACUGGUGGUGGGCAUUAUCGAGGAAGCUAUCAAGCGGCCGUCCUGCAGCAAGGGUUUCAUCCUUGACGGCUUCCCUCGCACGGUCGUUCAGGCAGAGAAGCUUGACGCGAUGCUGGAGAAGAAGGGUCAGAAGAUCGAUAAGGUUCUCAACUUCGAUGUUCCUGACGCCGUCUUGGAGGAGAGGAUCACCGGCCGGUGGAUCCACCCUGCCAGCGGACGUUCCUACCACACCAAGUUUGCUCCUCCGAAGGUUCCUGGAAAGGAUGAUGUCACUGGCGAGCCCCUGAUGCAACGGAAAGAUGACAAUGCGGAGACUCUUCGCAGCCGACUGGCGGCAUUCCACAAGCAGACCUCACCAGUCAUUGACUACUACGCUGUUAAGGGCAAGGUUGCCAACUUGCAUGCAGAUAGGAAGCAGGAAGAAGUUACUGCUGAGGUUCGCGCUGCCAUGAAAUGA